UUACCUCUUUUUGAAAAUCAGUUAGAUAUUGUCCUCAGUCAAUAACAUUCCACAAGUUUUAAAACAUUUGGUUUAAGAAAUUAUUUUGAACAAUUUGAUUAAUCGUUCAUUUCUCUUAUAUUCUGGAAGUGCUUUUAAUGAUUUUAUAUUUUUAUGUUUUCUUUUUGUUCACUUCUGUAGUGUUUUUGUUAGAUCUUAUACUUGUUUUAAUUUAAAUAUGUCCUUAUAUGUCAGCAGGAGAGGUUUCAGUCAAGAUUGGUCAAACUACGGGAACAUCAUAACAAUUGCUCCAAGCGCUUCAAUAGAGCAGAAAUUAAAAAAACCAACACAACAAAAAAGACUGCCAUACUUGAGGAUUGCGUUGUAUUCCAGUCAUCUGAUGCACCCUGUGCUAUGUGUACCUCUGUAAAGGCAUCACCACCCUCUCGCCCUUCUCCACUCCCCUCAUCAUCAUCAUCAUCAGCUGCCCCUGUGAUGGGCACAUCAUCUUCAUCCUCCCCAUCAUCACCUGCCCCUUUACCCUGUGAUGCAUCCACUUCUGUGAUCUCUCAUCACAGGUGUCCCAGACACUCUCAAUAAGGGAGAUGCACUUAAGGCCAUCAAGAAAAAGACAGUAUUCUGGAAGUGCCUUCAGUGAUUCAGACCUCUCGGACUACAGUGAUGUAGACUAUGUGCCCCAGAUCAGCUCAGAUGAAUCAGAUGGCAGUGCUUCUGGACAGGACAAUGCAGAGAGCAGUACAGAUGGCAGUUGUAAGGCAGGUAGUUCAUCUGGAAAAUGCAUGCCAUCACUGUCAUCAAAAAGGAUAAAAGGCCAAACUAAAGAGACAGACGCCUCACCUGACAAAAGGACAUUUGUUCAGGCAAUGCCAUCACCGAAGAAGAACCGCAAAUCAUAUAAAAAAAAACAGUAUUGCAUUUAUUGCUCUAAGCCAUAUUCAAAAUUGGCAAGACAUCUUGAGUUUGUCCAUCGCAAUGAGGUGGAGGUUGCAAAGGCUGUAGCAUUUCCAAAACAUUCGAAACAACGGCGAAUCCAGUUAAAUCUUCUUCGAAAAAGGGGAAACUUUGCCCACAACACAUCUGUGGUGAGAAAAGGACACGGGGAGAUGGUUGCCUGUUACCGUCCUAAAAAGAGCAAAAAUGCCACAGAAUUUAUUCACUGUAUUUACUGUCAGGGGCUUUACAACAAGCACAGUCUUUGGAAACAUGUUAAAAACUGUCCGCUGAAACCUCAAGAAGAUGCUCCACAGGGCAGAAAAAGAGUUCGAGCUCUUUGUGCUCUGAAAACACCAGUCGGCUUUGAGGUUAGCAAUGGUUUUAAGAAAAUUCUUUCUGUGAUGAACUACGAUGAAGUUUCACGCACUAUUCACAGUGACACAAGCGUCAUGCAGCUGGGAGAGCACAUGUUCAACAGGAUGAGAUCUGAUGUGACCAAACAUGACUACAUCAGACAGAAGAUCAGAGAGGUUGGUAGACUUCUUCUUGAAGCAAGAAAUACUACGCCAAUGAGAACCAUGGUGGACUUCAUAAUACCAGCAAACUUUAAACAUGUGAUAACAGCUGUGAAAGCUGUUUCUGGCUUUGACGAAGAGACAAACACCUACCGCAUUCCUUCCUUAGCUCUAAAACUGGGACACUCUUUGAGCAAGAUAUGCAGCAUUGUCGAGAGUAAUGCCAUGAUCUAUGGUGAUCAUGAGCGAGCAGAGUGUGCGAGAAACUUUCGAAAAGUACACCAAGCAAGGUGGAAUGAGUACAUCUCUGCUGGUGCUUUAACCACACUGAAAGAAGCCAAGUGGAAUGCACCACAGAUCAUUCCUUUUACCCAGGAUGUCAAAGUCCUGUACACACAUCUUGAAAAGACACAAGGAAUUACUAAAUAA
Molecule: messenger RNA, 1877 nt
Organism: Cyprinus carpio (common carp)
Lineage: Eukaryota; Metazoa; Chordata; Actinopteri; Cypriniformes; Cyprinidae
Exons: 4
Coding region: 585-1877 (430 amino acids)
Source: RefSeq, a predicted model, not a curated record